AGGAGCGAUCGUAGUAUUUCUCUUCAUUUCAAAUCCCUGUCGUGGCAGCACAGGCACGGCAGAGUACUUGUGUACCCCUUACCUACACCAAAGGAGGGUAAAUACCAAACACCGAGAGUCAAGUCCAUGUCCUAAUAAUAGUGAAAGGAGGACUUUAAGAGGAGGAAAGAUUAGUUUGAAGGCUCGCUGCGGAGGGAGGUAUCGCCUCGCUGUGUACACUUGCACUGGAUACACGAACCGCCUGGACGUUUCCACUUAUCUGCGAGUCACAGGAUCUCUCCGAUCUCGCGCUAACCCGCCAAACAUUCUCACGAUUCUCCUCCCUGCUGCCAGCCCUACCAUUGACAGAAACGCUGUGUUUUCAGCUUGUAAGCUACACACAACGCAUGCAGAACAGUGAUGUCAUCAAGUUGACCCACGUGAAACACAGGCAGAGCGUAUCCAUCUACAGAUCCAUUCAGGGCGACGGCCUACAGUUCCAGUGAGCCAAAGCCUGGGGAAAUCAUUAACCAGAAACAAAUCACAGCAGGACACUGACCUCAUCAGUUGUUACCGCAUUAUUCUUGGAGAGUGAGGCGGGCUUGGUUUGCGAGCGUCGCUCCACAGAGCCGUCGGAUGACUGUCUGACUCAUCACAACCCGCGAAUGACAGGCGUGCAUUCGAGGGUGGGGCCCGCCUCAGUCUCACAUGAUUGGCCGCUGGAUGGAAAUAAGGUGAAUGGAACACAUGCCCAAGGAGCAGGACCCAAAUCAAUCAGAGGGCGAAGAGAAACGGUGGCUCGAUGGCCCAAAAAGGAAGAGAAAAAACAGCCAGUGUUCGGUGAAGAGCAUGUCUGGGUACAUACCCAGCUACCUGGACAAGGAUGAGCCAUGUGUGGUGUGUGGAGACAAAGCUACUGGCUACCACUACCGCUGCAUCACGUGUGAGGGCUGCAAGGGGUUCUUCAGGCGCACCAUCCAGAAGAACCUGCAUCCCUCUUACUCGUGUAAGUACGAUGGUUGCUGCAUCAUCGACAAGAUCACCCGCAACCAGUGCCAGCUGUGUCGCUUCAAGAAAUGUAUUGCAGUUGGAAUGGCCAUGGAUCUGGUUCUGGAUGACUCAAAGCGGGUUGCGAAGCGCCGUUUGAUUGAGGAGAACCGUGAGAAGAGGAAAAAAGAGGAGAUGGUGAAGUCCCUGCAAAAUCGGCCAGAACCCAGCAGCUCAGAGUGGGAGCUCAUCCGUAUGGUGACAGAAGCUCACCAUCACACCAAUGCACAGGGCUCGCACUGGAAACAGAAACGCAAGUUCCUGCCAGAGGACAUCGGUCAGUCUCCAGUGGCCCCCACAUCAGAUGGAGACAAAGUGGAUCUGGAGGCCUUCAGUGAGUUUACCAAGAUCAUCACCCCAGCCAUCACACGCGUCGUCGACUUUGCCAAAAAAUUGCCCAUGUUUUCGGAGCUGCCUUGUGAGGAUCAGAUCAUCUUGCUGAAGGGCUGCUGUAUGGAGAUCAUGUCCCUACGUGCCGCAGUUCGGUAUGACCCAGAAAGUGAGACCCUGACCCUCAGUGGAGAGAUGGCUGUUAAACGAGAGCAGCUGAAGAAUGGAGGGCUGGGUGUGGUGUCGGACGCCAUCUUCGACUUGGGCAAGAGCCUGGCGCAGUUUAACUUGGAUGACUCUGAGGUGGCACUGCUACAAGCUGUACUACUUAUGAGCUCAGAUCGCACAGGCCUGACAUGCGUGGAGAAGAUCGAGAAGUGUCAGGAGAUGUACCUCCUGGCAUUCGAACACUACAUCAACUAUCGCAAGCACAACAUUCCCCAUUUCUGGCCCAAGCUGCUGAUGAAGGUGACGGACCUACGCAUGAUCGGAGCCUGCCACGCCAGCCGCUUCCUGCACAUGAAGGUGGAGUGCCCCACUGAACUCUUCCCCCCACUCUUCCUGGAGGUCUUCGAGGAUCAGGAGGUGUGAGGCGAUCGGGAGAAUCAGGAACGUUUUUGAACUCGUGUUCCUCAUCCCCUGUCACCCCACUCCACGCACCAAAACUCACCAGCAGCAGGAGUCUUCAUCAGAACAGCUUUCAUAUGGGGGUCUUAGUCGGCAACUUUAUUUUCUGCUUUUUACAGAAUACUCAGCCCUCCCUCCAUCCACUAAACUCCCUACGGGUGGCCCUUCUGUCUCUGCAUAAUGUCUUAUACUGGUUUACCAACACCUUAGUUAUAGACACAGAAUAUACACACAUACACAGUGUAGUACUUACUGAGCGACACAACCUUCAAUGAGGGUGUAUACAUUUGUACGCAUACACUGCACUACUGUCACACCAACUUCUCAGAACUGGAGGAGCACUUCUACGCCCUCUGACAAGACGCGAGGGCUUUGCCGGUUUAUGCCAUGUUGCAGCUGGCGUCGAUUCCUCUCAGCAGGUUGUGAAGUGGUCAGUUAACUUUAGUUACGUAAAAAAAGAUUUCUUGUGAGAUUGCAAUGUAACCACCGGCAUCUUGUCGCUCACGUGUUGUAGUUAUGUCGAGCUCCACACAAACGUGGAGCAUUUUGAACAAACCUCAUUAAUCUCUUACUAGUUACAUUGAGCCUGUGUGCGGAGUGGGAGGAUAUUUCUAAACCAAAUCAGGUGCUAUAUUUAAAUAAAGCUUCUCAAAAUGAUUUGGGACCUUUCGAAAAUAUGCCCUCCCUCCCUCCUCUGUAGGAUACAGACCAUUUGAAAGCAUUCGGUUGGUGGUUUAGCGAACAUUCAGGGGUGCCACUUAAAAACUUUGUGUGUGGUUCUACUCACCUUUGUCCAGGCUUUGUGUGUCGACACAUUGGCCUGUUCUGAAUGAUAAACGAGCUCUUUUCUCUCCCAGCAAAGUCACGCAGAGAGAAAAAGAGUGCGCAGGAGAGAUUUCACAAAAGACUUGGAAAUUCAGGCACCCCACUUGUGAUUCGCACUGAUUUGUAUGUUUUACAGGUGUUGGGAGGGAGCCAGUUACCAUCCUCCCAGACCCAGCACACACACACACACACACACACACAUAUGCACACAAAUAUACUCAAACACACACCUCAAAACUCAAAUGCCUCAUUUUUACUGUGUGCACUGCGGUGCUGUAGUUCUGGACUCCCAUGCAGGACUUUGAGAGUUCAGUCCAGCCCCUUUGUGUUCUGCCCAGAUGCUACUGUUUCCCGGUCUGUGUGAACACACAUGCACACACUCCUGGCGAGCCCUGGCGGACUGGCUGAUGUCGUUGUUUCUUUUUGUUUUUGUUUUUUGUUUUACCUCAAAUGUGGGCACACCUCCGGCUGGCUGUGGCUCCAAGACAGGACAGGUUCUACCUCACCUCUGGACACAGGGCAGCUACCCUCAGCCUCCUCCCACACACACACACACACACACACACACACACAUUUACUCACACACGGAAUUACUCUGCUGGAAAUCCAGAUUAAGCUUGUAGAUGUGUUUUGGAACAUGGUAGCUGUUUUUUAGCUGGACUAAGCUGGUCAUUAUAUUUAUAUUUUAAAUGUUUACAUUAUAUUUAUGCAUUAAGCCGACACUUUUUUUUUUUUCAAAGCGAUUUACAGUGCAUUCAAGGUAUGCAUUUUAUGAUUCUAUGAUUUAGUGGAUUCCCGGACCCUUCCCCUGAAAUCCGAACACAAGUGGUAAAAAGAAAAGCAUAUUUCAACCAGCUGUAAAUAGCAAUGUUUCGCCUGUCCACUUGUGAUUCGAUCUCCCAAAAUGCAUCUUAAUACAGGUGUAAACAGGGCCUUAGACCAGCUAAAAACCAGCGAGCAUGUUCCAAAACACAACUGUUAUCUUUAGCUAGAUUUCCCUGCAGGGAUACAUGCACCUACACAGAUUCACACACUGACAGCCAUAAAAAAACAACACAAUUUCUCUCAGUUCUAUCUCAGUUAAGUUGAAAUACCACUGUAGACAGGAGGGCCUUCCAUUACUCAUUGUAGCCUGUCAGAUUUCUCCGAGCUCCCUUUACUCUGGGCUGAGAGAACAAUUCUGUAUGGGGUUUGUUUUGUGUCUUUGUUUUUCUGUUCAUGUGGGACCAAGUGUCACUUUGAAAUUUCCGUCAAAACGGAAGCUAAUUUUUCGGCAGACUAGCGAACUAAACCAUUCAUGCCGCUGACUAUGAAGAGGCGCUGUUGAGACAACUACAGUUAAACGUGUGAGAAGAUGAAGGACCCGAGGUGGCCAGGCCUAAACCGACUGGGUCUAUCACUGUUAUCUAUUACCUUUCCAAUACCAAGCAGUAGUUUGUAAAAAUUUAUGAAAUUGAAGCGAGGAGUCGGCUGGAAUCUUCAGGGUGGCGGAGAGAAUGUGCAAUGGGCUGGGAAGGUGGGGCAACAAGAAGUUGAAAGAAAGCACUUAGCUUUGAAAGAGCCAAUUCAAAUCUUCACAAACAAUUAAACCCCUGGUUCCCGAGGCACCUUCUAUGGCCCAUCUCCCUCCAUGGAGUUUUUGCACUAAGGCAUGAUGGGCCCCCUCAAUCACACAGCAGCUCAGUCGCAUGUAAAGCAUGAGCUCUUUCCAAGGACUCUCUGUCAAACAGAGGCCACAACUACAUGUGCUCCUGAGCAUACCCUCAGUGUCAGUAUUAAAUCAACCAUAACACUCAUACAUGCCAGGUAUGGGCUGUAGUGCCAUGCCACAGUCACGGACUCCAACAGACACUUUCAAAAACAUACAUACACCAUUGUGCCCCCCACCCCCACACUUCCCCUUGAAGCCAGUCGUGGCUUUCGAUAAACACCAAACAGAAAUGGGCCUUUCCCUUGUGAGACAAGGGAGCGACCCUAGCCAUGCAAAGUAUGGCAGCACCGAAUGAAUGUGAACGAUUAGCAGCAGAGCGAAAGAGAGAAUCAAGUGUUGGAGAGAGAACGUGGAGUUUUACAUUCUUGCUCUAUAAUGGGAGGUUGCAAAGCAAAGGAAGACAGCCAGUCAGAGGCUACCGAUGACAUCACAGAAAGUGGAAAUGGAACGACCAUGUUAUUUCUUGCGGACAGUUGUGCGCCCCGGAGAGAGAGUGAGAACCUACCCACAAACCUCAAACAGACUGUCAUCACGAGAGAGAAACAGCAUUCUGUAAAUGCCGGUAUGGAAUUCCAUCUUCAAAUAUGACAACGCUGUGAUGACAGUGGUUCUGAUUGGCUGAUGGCAGGGGUUUUGAUGCUGCUUUACCUUCAAUUUUUUUGGCUUUGUUUUUUUGCAAAAGAUAGAAAGAGAUAAAAAAAGAUAUAAUAAAAUAAGAAUUACAAACCCAGAAAACAAAUAAAAAAGCGUGACUCCAGAACAAAGUUAAUAUCUUGGAGCUGAUUGUGCUUUUUGUUUUGUUCUUUCUUUUUUUUAAACUGAAAUGUGUUUGUUCGUUUUGGAUGCUUAUCUGCUCUAUGUAAGAGAGAAAACAACAGCCGUAGUCACUUUUUGACCAUGCGUGCAGUGUAAACUAGACAAGAAUUUCACCUCUUUUUCACCUCACUAUAGUUUGUAUUGAUAAGUCAAUUGCUCUGUUUGUCUGUGUAUCUGUCUUUUGUCCGUCUUUUUAUCAAGAGGAAUUUACAAAACAAGAAACAGGAAUAUUUUCUUUUUUUAUAUUUUGUUUUCUUUUUUACGAAAGAAGACUAGAAAUACGUAAAUAUGCUAAAUAAUGCAACAGAAACUGAAAAUAUGAAAAAAAAAAAAAACUGAAACACAAUCUACUCAUACCUCACACAACACAAAGCUUAAAUGAACUUGGGAGGAGUGCUGAUCUGUGUGGCACUUGUGUCAAAGUGCAUCCAACGCAUGUGUUGAAUUGUACGAUGGAGUGUAUGUGCUUGUCGCGCUCAUGUGAUUGCAGAGGCGCACAGCGUCCUUCUUCAGCCUUCACAGCCGAGAGCCCAUUCUGUUUCAGAUUUGCACCAGGUACAUACAUUAGUCAGUAAACAGAUGAGCCCGUGUGGCAUCGUCCAAAAGGCUCUGUCUGCGGUGAAGUGAUGGGCAGUAAUGGAAGCGGACAGGAUGCAGGAUGGCUGGAAGGCUGUAGAGGGAGUUGUGUGUAUCUGUGACAGCAGAGAGUACUUCAUGGUAUUGAAUGUAGCUGACAGGACUGGGCUGGAACCAAGCCCGGGAACUAGAACCUCACUUCAGGUCACCAGCAGAGUGGAUAGUGCUGUCAAAUUGUUGUUACACAAACAGCUUACUAAGCAUAUAUUGCCCGUCUUCAAGGUGCAAUAUUUUAUUCGGUUUUGUUUUUAUGUGUUUUUCCUUGUUUUGUCAUUUUUGGCCAUAACCAAGGAUGUAAAUAUAAAACGAAAGGUUAAAUCACUGUGUUAACCAUAUGCAAACGUCACAUGCUGGAUGUUGAGGCCCAAAUGCAAUCCAUUUUGUAAAGUGAAACUGCUUACAUAGCUCUGUAAAUGCUUCACAUACCUGUAUGUGUACUAUUGAGUGCACUCGCAAACGUGCAUGUUCUAUACAAAUAUGAAGAAGUGCCCCGUGAAUUUAACAAUCCAACCCCGUGCCUCCGCCCCGCACUCAAACCACAGAGAUAUCGACUGCUCUUUCCAUACAGGGUAACUAGACAUAAUGUCUGUUUCAUAGGUCCGAUAACUGACAGAGAAAUGGAGGAAGUGGUAUAGAUUUGGGGAAGUGUAGCAAAGAUGAAACAUCAGAGAGUAGCGAAUAGGUUUUCACUGUUAUUCACCCCCAAAAGCAUAGUCCGGUACCCAAAAGCACUUAACUGGCCCAGCAACUGCCAAUCAGAUUCUAUACGUCCAUACACAUUCACCAGGAGGGAGGGUAACAGCAGACACUGCAUUGCAAAAAAAAUUAAUUAAAAUAAAAUAUCUUACUCGUUAUUUUUCCCUUCUUAUUUUCUAGUAAAAUUAUCCGAACAUCGUUUAAACAAGAUUAAUUAACUUAAGAAGCAAAAUGACAAUAUUAACUCAUUUUCAGAAAAAUAUUAUCACAUUUUGUGACAUUAAUGCUUAAAACAAUAAAAGGCUAUUUGGCAAUGGGCAGGCCCAUACAGAAUCUGCACGCACAGAAUUCCACAGAAAUCUCCGCAGAGGAUGCCCAUAAUUCACAAAUGUCCACACAUUCCCUGUCCUUUGUAUGUUUGUUUAUUAAUCAUUUUAGCUAAUGUGAUAAUACUUUUUGCAGACAUUAAGACUGUAGUACUCUCAACUCAUUUAACAAAUUUUACUUUUUAAAUUGAAUUCCACAGAUUUUCUAAAAUAAUCAGCACAGAAGUCUACAAGUUUUGCCUGGGUCUGCCAAUGAGGGAAACAAAUAAUUAAAAGUUUACUUUUCUUACAAGGUUUAUUUUUCUUUCAUCAUUGGAAAAUUCUUUUUUUUCCCUUCUUUUAAGUACAAACCUUACUACUUUUGCUAGAUGUUUGUGUAACCAAGGGACUAAGGGGUGAAUUCACUUAACUGUUGUGCUACAUUUGCAUGAAGUAUUUAAUCGCAAAAACCUGCGUCAUCUUCUCUAACCACCCACAAUCCACCCUACUUUCUACUUACAGUAAAUUAAGCUAAUUUUAGAUUCAUUCACAAAUGUCUGUGCUAUUUGCCUGGUGCAAUUAACAUUGUGCUAUUAAAUUAUAAACUGCAUUUGAUUAAAAAGAUAUGUUUCUAUACAUUUUCUAUUGAUCAUGGCAGCAAUAAUUAAUUGUAAUCAGUAAUGAUCAAAUAACGGAGAAGGGUGUUGAUCUGAGUUAACCUAAUCCAAAUGUGCAGUCAAGUGCACUUUCGGUAAAUCGGACAUUAUAAAAGUGCAGACAGCACAUGCAAAUAAAAUGCGCUUUUUUGAGCCUCAUGUCGUUUUGCUUCUCAAAUAAAUAUAUCUUGUUUUAAGGAAGUUUAGAUAUUUUUACUGGAAAACAAGGCAAGAAAAAAAAAAAAGUGUGAGAAAUUUUUUGGUUUGCGGUGUGGUUUUGGUUUGCUUUGGUGGUGGUAUAGUUUUAUUUCUUACCCUUGUUUUUUUUUGUUUUUUUUUAAAGAUAGAUCAAAAAAAUGCCCUGUUGCAAGAAUGUCUAUGCAAUGUUCUACCCUCUGAUAGCAUGCAAUGAGAAGUAAUCUUUUUAAAUACUCCCACCCCCAAAGUCCCACCCACUGCAACUGCAUGAGCCUCAGUCAGAUUGUUCAUCAGUCAGUCAGUUUCAUAGACAAGGCAAGAAAAGUCCCUAACCUCACAUACAUGAGGAUGGUAACUCAACUUUCCACUGAUAAUACUCUAUUGAGAGACUGCCCUGCAAGUAGCAUGCUUUUGUGUUGUAUGUAUGAGUUUGCGUUGAACGCUCUCUCAUGGUUUGGUGGAUUGGUAGCAUACUACCUAUUAGACAACAAAAGCACUUUUUCAUAAAUGUAAUUAAUGAAAAUCAGUUCCAUUCUGUGAAAAUCAACCCCUUUAGACAUGCAUAGCUGGUUUCAAAAACAGAUGAACCCUGGUGCAUGAAACAUUCCCUAUGAGCCGAGGUGAUCAAUAAAACUUUUUCGCUUUUGUCAACCAGUUAUUAAUUUCUUUUAUACAGACAAAAAAACACAUUGUCUUAAUUAGUAUUUUUGUUUUGAUUUCUAGUAGAACUAUCUGAACAUCCUUAACACUUCUAUUUUGAUAAAAAUUUCAAACAACUGUUUUGACCCGGUAGAGUACAGUAUAAAUUGAUUGUAAACAUGAAUAUUGCCAUAGGCUUGUUUUACACAUUAAACACAAGCGUUUUAAAAUAGCAUUUCUUCUGGAAAGAGCUCCGCUUAUAUAUCAAUUGUGGUACUAUUCUUUUACGGUAGAUAUACUGUAUAGUGAACCCUUCAUUUUGAGAAAAAACAAAAAAACAUUUAAAUCUAAAAUUGAAUACAUUUUUUUUUUUUAAUUGUAUGUUUAAACAAAAUCAGAAUAAUUUUUAAUUAAUUAUGUCUUGCAAACAUUUAGUAAUGCCCCAGCAACCACCUAGCAACGCCCUAGUAAUCACUAAAAACACCCUGACAUGUGAGUCAAAAAUGACCUGAACAUAACAGGAGGGUUAAAGCAAGAUAUAUUUACUUAUGAAGCACAUUGUUGUUUUUUGUUUUUUUUUAAGCAAAAAGCUUGCCACAUUUUGUUAGAUUUACCCUCAACGAAAAAACUAAUUGACAGAUAUUUUUACAGGAAAACAAGACAUAAAUUCUAAUUAAGAAAACAUUUCUUGAAGUAUAAACUUUAAUUUCACGAGUUGAACUUUUUCCCCUCUCAGACCUUUAACAUUAGUGAGGCAUAUUUAAUUAGCUAUGGUACUGAAGUCAGUUUUAAUGUACUUGUACAGCAUGUGGAGAGAACCGUAAAUGCAAUAUGCAAAUCAGCAACUGAAUGAAACGAAUGAAAUACAUUCAAUCAAGUGGGGCGCAGAACCACACAGUUGAGUUUAAUUGGCCACCCUCAGCAUUGUGGUGUCAAAGCCCUCAAGUUUGGUGUGUUUAUCUUAAGCUGAUACUUCAUUUAAUUUGCUUUGUGUUGAUGAUUAUUUUUAAGUGCUCAAGUAUGAGCUAAAUGCACCCAGCCAUGAGAGUGUGAGUAGAGAGCGGGCAUGAUGUAUGUAUACACCACAUCUGUUUGAAAUGAGACUGGAAAGGAAAGCUUUUGAAAGAUUCUCUCAGGUAUCAACAAAAUAAAAAAGACAAAAAAGAAAUAUAUUAAACUUUUUUAAAUAAAUGUUGAAAAAUUCCAGCCACACCUUUUUGUUAGCUCAUCAUUCUUUGCUCUCUACGAUGUGCUUUCAGUGUUUGUGUCCUGUGGUGGUCUUCUGUUUAUUGUUCUCCAUUCACUCUCUGGUUAUCUGUUCUAUUUCUGACACACAUACACACACACGGACACAUCUCACACUCUUGAUGUUAAGCCUGGUGUUCCAGCAGUGAAAAUACAUCUCUGCUGAUCUAAAUAUUAAAGCAGAGAACCUUUAUAUUUCUGCAAAAGCAUAGUUUUUGACACAUGGGCAAGAAAAUGAAUAUAAAGGUGAAGUGUGUAAUUAUCGAACAUGUAAUUUUAAUGUUAAAAUAGUUUCUUCUAUUCCACUACUAAAAGUAAGCCGUUCGUAAGUUGAUUUCCCUGAAAACUUUUUUUCAUUCUGUGGCGCUAUCAAUACAUUGAGCCUGUUUACAUGCACACCAGUAUGCUGAUAACUUCCCCAAAUCAACUUAUUUAAAAAAAAAUCAGACAAAGCAAGAAAACAUGAGCUUUUAAUUAUCUGGUUAUUCUCUACUUUUGACAUCAAACCGCAAAGAGGCAUGCACAAAAAACUUGCGUACAAGCCAGAAUCUAGAAAGGUAAAAUUGCCGGGGCAAUGACAUAUGAUGGAGGGGCAUCGCCAAGGUGGAGGCGGUGUAUGUUGGUGCACAUGUGUCUUCCGUCAAUGUGGGGGGUUCCAUAAAAACAUGUUUGAAAACAGUCCUUACUUUUGCAAUUCCGUUUGGUGCUACUAUAUGCACAGAAAUUACCACUUCACCUUUGAAGUUAAAUUGAAUCUGUUUUUAUUUUAUUUUAUUUAUUUAUUUUAUGAAAAAAUGUUGUUGUGAGCCAGACCCAGUCAAACUUCUAUGUUUAAAAAAUCUAUGUACACAAUAUGUUAAGGUAGUGUAUAUCACCAUACAUUCAGCUUAUGUUUUUAUGGUUCUCAUGCAUUAUUCCUUAUGACUUAAGGUAAAAGAUUAACUGUACAUGGAAGAGAAUAAUUUAAACAUCUAAUGAUCAUAUAAAGACCCAUCAUUUUGAGAUUUGCUUUGUUGGUUUGGUGUAUUUUGUGCAUGCUUGUGUGUGUGAGCAUUUGUGCGUCUCAGCUUUCAUAGUGAUUAUGUAGCUGGAUUUGUUGACGGACCUCUUUGUUCUACCUUCAGACACACUUUGAGGCUUUUUUGAUGCAGUAAAGAAGCAAAUAUUUGAAAUUGAUAUUAUUUCCUUGAAGAAUGUAGCUGUUGAAAAGUAUGGUACUGGGUGGGGAAAUGGAGGACAGCUGAUGAAAAUGUGGUCAAUAAUGUGUUAUAGGUUCAACUUUAAAUAGGAACACUAAUGAUUUUCCAUUUGCUAAUGGAAAAGUUGUUUUUCUCUUUUGCUUCGUUUGACUCUUUAACCCUUGCUCUCAUUCACACUGGCACAAGAGAUUCAUUGAUUGUUUCGGUUGUUGUUCCUAUUGUGCUUUUGUGGAAUUUCUUUCAUUGUACAUGUUUGGAACCGAGUGCUUUUUUUGAAGUGAAGUUACUUGAAGGUAGUAAUUGUGUAAGGGCUCCAGAGACAAUAUCAACAUUUGAGAAAGUGUCUUUUCAUUAGUUCAUCUUGUGAGGAAAUAGUACUUUAUUUUGGCUUUGGAGUGUAGAAAGAUUUGCCCAGUAAUUUCAAGUUCAUAGUAAUUACAGAUCAGUGCAACAGUUAGAGACAUUUCAGUCAGAUCUUUCUAUGGGAUAUGGGCUUUUUGUUGUUUAAAGUGGUUAUUAAAGGCUUGAUGUAAAUUCUGAGAUACAAGCUAUCAUCCCCUGAAUCAAAUUUCUUGCUAGCAUUUUCACCAGAGUAUGACAAUUUGGUUGGUGUUUGAAUGUUUUGUGUUUAGUCAUGUUGAAUAGGUUGUUGGUAUUGUGUACAGAGAUUAUUCUAUCAAGUCAGGAGAGAAAACUAUGCAUAGACAGCAAGGAAUGUGUUUAGCUAGUCACAUGAGAGUAUGAAGAAUGGUUAUUUUUAAUGGCCAGUAUUUGUCAUGUUAUGCAAACGAAUGAGAGGUAUGAAGAAAUUCUUAUGCAGUGUUUGUCAGGUGUUCAGAUGGUUGCUUUUGGAUCGGGCUUGUUCAGGUUUGCUUUCAGGACAUGUUUCUAAACAACAUGCAAAAAAAAAAAAAUAAGUGCAAUCUGUAUUUCCAGGUCCAAAACUUGGGUCCAUGUAUCAAAGCCAUGCACUUCUGUCCGCAUUAACAGGGUUCCAAAGUGUACCCUCACAUCUGAUUUGCUGUUGUGUUUGUGCUGUUUCCACUAGUGUUCAAUCUCAGCUGUCCACUGAUCUGUUGCCAAAGCUUCCACAUGUUCAUUUCAUUCAGCUUUUCUUACAGGAUGUGCCAGAUAAGACAUAAAACAAGUGUCUAGUGUAUUAAAGAGAUGAAUGCUACAUAAGACAGGGUUGUUACCAAGCCCAGAUCUCAAAAUGGCAGUUAUGGUAAUAUGUUAUAUUAAUAUUAAAAAUAAAAAAUAAGGUGUAAUACUUUUUGUGAUUUAAUCUGUCUGUAUUUUUGCCCAUGACCAAGGAUAUAAUUAUUAAACUAAAAUAUUUUGAAAGAUUUAAUCAUUAUUUGUUACCAUUUUCAACCAUCACAUACUGGAUAAAGUGAGGCCAGAACACAUCU
This is a messenger RNA of Myxocyprinus asiaticus (Chinese sucker), 12321 nucleotides long. RefSeq names its product thyroid hormone receptor alpha-B. The coding region runs from base 718 to 1947 and encodes 409 amino acids. Gene Ontology annotation, biological process: cell differentiation; negative regulation of transcription by RNA polymerase II; positive regulation of transcription by RNA polymerase II. Gene Ontology annotation, molecular function: RNA polymerase II cis-regulatory region sequence-specific DNA binding; zinc ion binding; nuclear receptor activity. Lineage: Eukaryota; Metazoa; Chordata; Actinopteri; Cypriniformes; Catostomidae. The transcript is spliced from 12 exons. The record is from RefSeq and is a predicted model, not a curated record.